Molecule: messenger RNA, 3061 nt
Organism: Mirounga angustirostris (Northern elephant seal)
Lineage: Eukaryota; Metazoa; Chordata; Mammalia; Carnivora; Phocidae
Gene: NIM1K
Product: NIM1 serine/threonine protein kinase
Exons: 4
Coding region: 1171-2481 (436 amino acids)
Biological process (GO): microtubule cytoskeleton organization; protein phosphorylation; intracellular signal transduction
Cellular component (GO): cytoplasm
Molecular function (GO): tau-protein kinase activity; protein serine/threonine kinase activity; ATP binding
Source: RefSeq, a predicted model, not a curated record
GGCUCUCUGUUAGACCCACCCUCCCCCACCCCAUUUCCUCAUCCCGUUUCAAAAUGAGAGCAAAUGAACCACGUUCUGAGCUCUUCCCCGUGCAAUUCAGACAAGUUUGGAAAUUAAACAAAUCGCGUUUGCGCUUGAGACCGCGGGAAUCCAAAAGGGAAACAAACAGAACCAGACCAAAAAAUCUAUUCCAAGUUAAGUCAAGAUUUCAAGGGGGGAAUCUAAAAGGAAUAUUUGUUUAUGGCAAUAUGGUGUGUGUGUGUGUGUUUGAAAAAUAUGUAUCACUCAAGCUUGCAUCAUCAGUAUUCAGUGUGAUUCACAGAAGCGCUUCAAAAGCUGGUUUCUGUUAGUGUUGCAAAAGCACUUCUAAUUUUGGUUGCCAUGGUAACCGAAGAAGUCGCCCCGCACCGUUGAGACGCUGCCUGGCUGGAACCAGGAACUGUUCUUGAGAUCUCCUCACGUCCCCUCAUGUCACCAUGGAUGAAUCAGCACCUGCCAAAUUUUUGAGACAGCUCACGGCUUAGAGGAAGGCUCAUCUAAAUAAAGGCCGGCUAAAGUGACAUUGCAGGGACUUAAUCCUUCUCUGGUAGCCGUGUGACCAGAAGGCUGAUUUGCAAGUUUCUUCUUUCCUGGGGUCCAGAUCAUUGGGUCCCUGGGGCCUGUGACUCGCCAGGAGGAGAAGUGCAAAAUGAAGGAGGUGGGAGCCGAAGGCCAGCAGCAAGGACCUGGGGGCCUCCCUGGGGCUCUCACACACCAGAGUGGAAGAUUCUCGGGCCAUCAAAGGAAAUAGCAAACUGGAGCCUUUGUCCUGGGACGCGGUCACCUACCACAGAGCAUUUGACCGCAUGGGCAGCCAGAAGGUUCCGGGAGCCCGAUCAGGGAAGUGGUUAUGGUAACUGGAUGUGUGUGUGCUGGGACAGUGAGAGCUGGGCAGUGCACUGUGAAGGAAGGUGCGAAAUGUCUGCAGUGAGGGGAGCAGCUCUUGGCUUGGCUGGGCAAGCUCUGCCCGCCUGUUCGCCUCCGCCCUCCUCUCCCUGAAGCCACGAGACUACGUGGCUCCGGCAGGCCCUAACGCCCCUCACCCACGCCCUGGGCCCUUGGUGCUGCUCCUCACGCGGCCUUCCAUCGGUGCCUCUCGGCCGAGACGGAGAUGUGAGCCUGUGGUGGACGAUGACUGCGGUGUACGCAAAUGGAGGCGGCCUGGUGACACCCCACUAUGCCAGGUGGGAUCGGCGGGAGAGCGUGGAAAGCGGCGGUCCGGGGGAGCGCUGCAAGGACGAGGAGGAGGGGCAGCCCCGUCAGCUGACACCCUUUGAGAAGCUGACACAGGACAUGUCCCAGGAUGAGAAGGUGGUGAGAGAGAUCACGUUGGGGAAACGGAUUGGCUUCUACCGAAUCCGAGGGGAAAUUGGAAGUGGGAACUUUUCCCAAGUCAAGCUCGGGAUUCACUCCCUAACCAAAGAAAAGGUGGCCAUUAAGAUCCUGGACAAGACCAAGUUAGACCAGAAAACCCAACGGCUACUAUCCCGUGAAAUUUCCAGCAUGGAAAAACUGCACCAUCCCAACAUCAUCCGUCUGUACGAAGUUGUGGAGACCCUAUCCAAGCUCCACUUGGUGAUGGAGUAUGCAGGAGGUGGGGAGCUCUUUGGAAAAAUUAGCACAGAAGGGAAGCUCUCGGAGCCGGAAAGCAAGCUCAUCUUCUCCCAGAUUGUGUCUGCCGUGAAGCACAUGCAUGAGAACCAAAUUAUUCAUAGAGACCUGAAGGCAGAAAACGUAUUUUAUACCAAUAAUACUUGUGUGAAGGUGGGUGAUUUUGGAUUCAGCACAGUAAGUAAAAAAGGGGAAAUGCUCAACACUUUCUGCGGGUCGCCUCCAUACGCUGCGCCCGAGCUUUUCCGAGACGAGCAUUAUGUCGGCAUUUAUGUGGACAUCUGGGCCCUGGGGGUGCUCCUGUACUUCAUGGUGACGGGCACCAUGCCCUUUCGGGCAGAGACCGUGGCCAAGCUGAAGAAGAGCAUCCUGGAGGGCGCAUACAGCGUGCCUCCACAUGUGUCCGAGCCCUGCCUCCGUCUCAUCCGCGGCGUCCUCCAGCCCGUACCCACCGACAGGCACGGGAUCGACUCCAUCAUGAACAAUGAGUGGAUGCAAGGGGUGCCCUACCCCACCCCUCUGGAGCCUUUCCAACUGGAUCCCAAACAUUUGUCCGAAACCAGCACCCUUAAAGAAGAAGAAAACGAGGUCAAAAGCACCUUGGAGUAUUUGGGUAUUACAGAAGAGCACAUCCGGAACAGCCACGGGAGAGGAGCCCGGAGCUCCAUCACGGGAGUCUAUCGGAUCAUUUUACACAGAGUCCAAAGGAAAAAGGCUUUGGAAAGUGUCCCGAUAAUGAUACUACCAGACCCUAAAGAAAGGGACCUAAAGAAAGGGUCCCGUGUCUAUAGAGGCAUCAGACACACAUCUAAAUUUUGUUCAAUUUUAUAAAUUGCGUUAAACUGCUGGACAUUAACCAAGAGCAUUGUUGCUGCUUUUAAAUUUUUUCAUGGACAACUUGGGUGGGGACAUUUUUGUAAUUUUUAAAUAAAUUUAAACUUAAGAUAUGCAUUUCCCCCCCCAAAAAAAGUCUAGAUUUGCUCUCUUGUUCUCAAGCUCUAGCAUUCAUUCAUUUAUUUAAUCAAGAAAUACUUAUCCAGUGCCUCCCAUGGGCCGGCACUGUUCAAGGUACUGAGGAAAGAGCAAAGAAUGAGCUGGGCCGGGCCCUUGCUCUCCCGUGCAGUAUAUUCUAGGGCUGGACAAAGGCAUUGACGAAAAAAAAAAAUGCUGUAAGAAAAACACGAGAUAGUGACAGAUGCUAUCCAGAGAAUGCAAACCGGGUCAUCUGAUAUCAGAGGCUCACUCCCUGGGAUGGGACCAUUGUGAAAGGCCACACUGAGUAGAGGACAGUCUGAGAUCUGAGUAGGAAGCAGGGGUGACCCGCGGAAAGCUGGCCAAGAGCAUUCUGGGCAGCUAGGGGUUCUGGACUGGGUUCCCCCCAAACAGAGCCUAGUAGCUUUUGGGGAAACAA